Messenger RNA from Caenorhabditis bovis, 519 nucleotides. NCBI's taxonomy places the organism in Eukaryota, Metazoa, Nematoda, Chromadorea, Rhabditida, Rhabditidae. The record is from the annotation of a GenBank genome assembly.
AUGAACCGUGCGGUGCCGGAUGUUGAAGAAUUCAUCAGAGGUCCUCAGAUCGCAUUACGCCUCUGUGAGGAGUUAUUUGAAGAAAGUGGCCCCCAAGCAAAUCAUAAUUUUCUCGUUCGGAUUCAUGAAGCUGUCAGACGUUUCAACGCCGUACUAUUUUUAAUGCUCUUUCAGAACGAAAUGACACCGGUGAUAACAUUCAUUUUCUUGCGUAUAUUGAUGAUCUUCUCUCAGACGCUCUACUACCAAAUCGAAGUAGAUUUUGAUAAUCUACUCCACGAGAUUGAAUACUACGCUUUUGUCGGAACUGUUUUAGCAGUCGAUUUUGAAGAAAGAGCCGCCGUGGAAUUUUUUGGCAAUGCAGAAAUCAUUGGUGAGCGAGUAGAAGUCGUGGAAGAAGAAAUGGAAGGUGUCGAAGAAUAUGAUGAAGAAGAAGAAGAAGAAGACACCGGCUCAGAAGAUUACCAGGAAGACUACAUUGAGCAAGAAAACGACGAUGCAGCCGAGGAAGACAAGUGA